ACAAGCCUCUGAUUCUGAGACGAUUCAGUAAAAUCCAUUGACUCCAGUAAUGUCAUAAUACGCCUAAUGUGUUCCUGUAUUUUGUUAAUACACUGAAUUUACUUAAUUCGUAAUUAUUUAUUACUUUCCGGGCGUUUUACUGGAUCUUAAACUUAUUUAUAUUUAUCAGUGUUCAUCUACUGUGGUUCACGUUAGAGGAGAACUGGUCAAACAUGGGUUCUCUUUUAAGAAGUGAAGAGAUGAGCCUUUGCCAGCUAUUUCUUCAAUCAGAAGCCUCUUAUCUGUGUGUUGCCGAACUAGGUGAACUUGGACUUGUACAAUUCCGUGAUCUCAAUCCAGAUGUAAAUGCAUUCCAAAGAAAAUUUGUCCUUGAAGUUCGUCGUUGUGAUGAAAUGGAGAGAAAAUUACGGGUUCUUGAAAAAGAAAUUAAAAAAGAUGAAAUUCCAAUGUCCGAUAUGGGUGAUGUUCCAGAUGCCCCUUUACCCAGAGAGAUGAUUGAAUUGGAAACAACAUUUGAGAAACUCGAAAAUGAACUGAAGGAAGUCAACGCUAAUGCUGAAGCAUUGAAAAAAACCUAUCUUGAGCUGACGGAAUUGAAGCAUAUUUUACAGAAGACUCAACAAUUCUUCGAUGAGCAGUCCUCUGAUAAAGGUGUGAGGAGGUUUAGUGAGGUUCAAAAUUUUAACGCUGCGAUGAAUUCAUAUAUGAAUACUGAAGGAGCUCCCGAACGUUUCACAUCCGAUUUGGGAUUUUUAGCUGGAGUCAUUUUGCGAGAACGGAUUCCUGCUUUCGAAAGGAUGCUUUGGAGAGUUUGUCUGGGUAAUGUCUUCCUUCGUCAAGCUGAAAUCGAAAAGCCACUUGAAGAUCCAGUUACAGGGGACAAUGUUUACAAAUCUGUAUUCAUCAUCUUCUUCCAAGGAGAGCAGCUGAAAUCUCGAGUCAAAAAAAUCUGUGAAGGAUUCAGAGCCACUCUUUAUCCUUGUCCAGAUAAUGCUGCUGACAGAAGAGAAAUGAUUGCUGGCGUUGUUUCAAGAAUCGAAGAACUAAACACUGUUCUUAAACAAACCAAUGAACAUCGUCAUCGAGUGCUUGUUGCUGCUGCUAAACAUAUCAAAAAUUGGAUCAUAAAAGUCAGGAAAAUCAAAGCAAUCUAUUUAACAUUGAAUAUGUUUAAUCUUGAUCUCACUAGUAAAUGUUUAAUUGCUGAAUGUUGGUGUCCAGUGGAUGAUUUAGAGCGAAUCCAUAUUGCAUUGAGACGAGGUACAGAAAGAAGUGGAUCAUCUGUACCGUCCAUUCUCAAUCGAAUGGAUACCAAAGAAACACCGCCAACUUUUAAUCGUACAAAUAAGUUCACUCAAGGCUUUCAAAAUAUAGUAGAUGCUUAUGGUGUAGCUGCUUAUCGUGAAGUUAAUCCCGCUCCAUUUUCAAUAAUUUCAUUUCCAUUUUUAUUUGCCGUUAUGUUUGGAGAUGCUGGUCAUGGUUUUUUAAUGUUUCUUUUCGCUCUUUGGAUGUGUUUAAAAGAGCAGUCGAUUGCAGCCCAGGCUAAGGGUAACGAAAUCUUCAAAACAUUCUUUGGUGGACGAUAUUUGAUUCUAUUGAUGGGUCUCUUCUCAAUAUAUACUGGUCUCAUUUAUAAUGAUAUUUUCUCUAAGUCAUUGAACAUUUUCGGAUCGUCAUGGAAAGCAACAACAUUGCCUAAAACAGGACUUUACCCGGAAAAUAUGAUGUUAGACCCACUAACACAAUACUCCGAUAGGCCUUAUUGGUUUGGAAUCGAUCCUGUUUGGCAAGUCUCUGGGAAUAAAAUUUUAUAUCUAAACUCUUACAAAAUGAAACUUUCUAUUCUUCUUGGAGUAAUGCAAAUGUUGUUUGGACUUGUUCUCGGCUACUAUAACCACCGUUAUUUUGGAAAUCGUAUCAACAUUGUGUGUGAAUUUGUUCCUCAAGUUAUCUUCAUGUUAUCAAUUUUUGGAUAUCUUGAUCUUUUAAUUUUAGCUAAAUGGGUUUCAGUUGAUGCUAAAGACUCCAGUUGCGCUCCAUCAAUUUUGAUUACAUUAAUCAAUAUGUUUCUUUACAAAUAUCCAGAUUCACCUUGUUCAGCGUUACCCAUGUACUGGGGUCAACAAUUCAUUCAAACAGUCCUUUUGAUACUUACACUUCUAUGUAUUCCCUGGAUGUUAUGUAUCAAACCAUACUUUUUAAAGAAGCAAAAUGAUCUUCGUGUGCUUGCAGCGAUGCAUUCAUCUAACAAUGAAAAUCAUAAUGGUUAUAAUGCCGAUGGUGAAGUACAAGUUUCAAUGGAGAGUUCAGGUGCUGUAGCUGAAAGUGGAGGCGGUGAUCAUGGUCAUGAUGGUCCUUUUGAUCUUGGAGACACAAUUAUUCAUCAAGUGAUUCACACUAUCGAAGCUUGUCUUGGAUCUAUUUCUCAUACAGCAUCAUACCUUCGAUUAUGGGCUUUGAGUUUAGCUCACGCUCAAUUGAGUGAAGUCUUAUGGAGUAUGGUUCUUCAAAAAGGUCUGACUGGCGAAAAAAUUGCUGGAGGUUUCAUCAUGUAUUUAGCAUUUGGAUUCUGGGCAAUUUUAACGGUUUCUGUUUUAUUAUUGAUGGAAGGUUUGAGUGCUUUCCUUCACGCUCUCAGAUUACAUUGGGUAGAAUUUCAAAGCAAAUUUUACUCAGGAUCUGGCUAUAUUUUCCAACCAUUUUCAUUCCAAGUCAUUCUCAACAAUGAAGCUGACGAAGUUGCAUAGUUAUAUCAAUCAAGCGUGGAGAAUGGUGAUGUUAUUUUUGUUAAUCACCAUUUAAUUAUUUCUCUCUUUGAUCUUCAUCUUACACAAGAAACUGGAAAGUUAAAUCAAGAGCCCUUUUGUCUAGUGAAUCUGAGUGAACUUAUUUCAUCUACAAUAAUCUUAAAUCUAUGGUCAAAGUGUCAAUGCAACUUGCACAUUACAAUCAGCUAAAUUAUUAUCUAUUCGGACUCUAUUAAAAUUGUUUGAUUUCAUUUAUUUGUUGUAAUUUAAUGAAUGUGACCACGAACUAUUAAAUCAUGAAAAGAAUAAUAAAAAGAUAUUGCCAAAAAUGUUA
Tetranychus urticae (two-spotted spider mite) is the source of this 3081-nucleotide messenger RNA. RefSeq names its product V-type proton ATPase 116 kDa subunit a 1. Gene Ontology annotation, cellular component: vacuolar proton-transporting V-type ATPase, V0 domain; plasma membrane; vacuolar proton-transporting V-type ATPase complex. Gene Ontology annotation, molecular function: ATPase binding; proton-transporting ATPase activity, rotational mechanism. Lineage: Eukaryota; Metazoa; Arthropoda; Arachnida; Trombidiformes; Tetranychidae. Gene Ontology annotation, biological process: vacuolar acidification; proton transmembrane transport. The record is from RefSeq and is a predicted model, not a curated record.